Molecule: messenger RNA, 882 nt
Organism: Tetrahymena thermophila SB210
Lineage: Eukaryota; Ciliophora; Oligohymenophorea; Hymenostomatida; Tetrahymenidae
Exons: 2
Source: RefSeq, a predicted model, not a curated record
AUGAAUUUGAAAAGAAUUUGCUAAAAUCACAAACACAUUCCACGCGAGAAGAGAGUUAAAGAGAGAUAAAUCAGCUAUGUCAAAGGAAAAGUUGAUGAGUGGCGUAAUCUCUAUGAACAUGGCUUCAUUAAUCCUCGUGGGGAAAAUGAAAAAGUGAAUUUAGACGUAGCAGCUUAAAUUGUUGGUCUCUCAAGAAAAACUUUAGAUGAUUAUUAUGCCUAAUUGCGUAAGGCUCAAAAAUAUGGUUUUGAUUUUGACACAAAUUCUUCUGAGAAGAUGGGUACACUUAGAAAGUACGUCAAAAAGAUGUCAGAAAAAGACGUCAACGCAGGAGAUGAUGAAUCCCUAGACACUGAUAAUAAUACCAGCUCUAAGAGCAAUUUCAAUACUCCUCAACUUAAGCCCUCUAUCCCCUCAGAUAUAAUCAAGCAAGAGUUAUCAAUGUCUGUCGGACAUCCUUCCAACGCUCGCAAAUACUCUGAAAACAACUUAGACUUGUCUCGCUAGACUUCAAUCCCCUUAAAGCAUGCAAUUUCGACUCCUCAAUAACAACAACCUCAAUCACUCUUCAACUAAGUGAAAAUUGAACCAACUAGCUACUCAUAGAAUAUUAUUAGCAUCCCUUAAACUUUGCAAUAGCAAAAAGAUGUCAUCAAAUCAAAUUAAUUUACCAUUUAAAACUAUAGCCAAAGCCAACAAUUCAAAAUUGAAAACUCUAACUACGAAGAAAAAGCCACUGAACAUUGCAUGAAUUUAGAAGAAGUUGAUAAUAACAACAAUAUGUGUAACAACGAAGAACCUAUGGAGCAAGAAGAUGAUGAUAACUUCACAGAUUACAUCAACUCUGAAAACAACCCAAAAGAAGAAUAAAACGACGACUGA